UGAACAACUGCUGUCCCUGCGCUGAGGUUUGGGUGCGUCCGAUGUGUAUCAUUACCAUGGGAGCUGUAGCAGAGCGUGUCACACAGUUGUCUGUGCUUGCUUGUAUCUAAAUGCACGCACACAUCUCUUGGGCUGAAGGAGACGUCUGAAUAAUUAUCAGGGCAUGCCUGAUAAUCUGUAUGCUACCAACAUGUCUCUGGAUCUCUCUAUAACUGGGCAUCGCACUGCACUUCCACAGCGCAAGAGCAGAAGCACUUACCGUUUCAAAGCCGCAAACUCCUAUGUAGACGAGUCUCUAUUUGGUAGCUCUGGGGUAAGAGUAGAUCAAACUCUACAGUGGAAUACUGCUCCACCUUCUCAGACACCUCUUCUGUGGAGCCCAGGAGAAAUAAAAGAGAACAAAAAAACCUCGAGCUGUAGGCCUAAAAGCACUCCAGCAGGGACUCCCAGGAAAAAGAUUCAAUACAGGGUGAAGAGCCGCACGCCUUCAUAUUGUGAUGAAUCUUUGUUUGGUGGAAAGGUGGAGGAAUGCACGUGGGAUGCGCCUUGGGUGAAAAAAGAAGACACUGUCAAAAUCCGUCCCCUUCUCUGGAGUCCUUCACCACGCUUAGUCCAACAGAGUUCCAUGCAGAAUGCUAAGCAAGGUCCUUUGCGCGCUGUGCAUCCACCUGAAACCUCAGACAGUCCCCUAGGAACUCACAAGGGGCUGGGAGCCUUCUGGAAACCACCGGAAAGUGAUUCGGACUAUUCCCCAUCUCCAUUCAGUGCAAGACAAAGACAAAGCACCCCUGGCAGAGAGACUGUUCGGUCAGCAAGCUGUUCUGGCAGGGUGACAGCCAGAAGAGGCUCUGUUAAAAUGCAGGAGAGACCUCCAUGGAAAUGAAACUAGCGUGGGCAUAGAAAUUUCUUUUAAGCGUGCCACCAGUUUAAGGAAGCCGUAUACAUCACUAGCCCUGUAAGUGGGGCCUAUGGAUCCAGGCAAUUACAGAAUAAAAUAUAUUAAAAAGUUUUAUUUGCACGCUGGGCAUAAACGUAAUCAGCAUUUUUCCUGAUAGUGAGUCCAGUAAGCUCCCUGUGAGAAACACUAUCUAAUUUAUAAUGUGUGGGAACGCCAAUAGUACAGAAAAGAUGAGAAGCUAAUUCUACAGAAAACAUUGUGCCUGCCUGCCUGAGAAAACCAUUUUUUUUUGGUGUUGUAUGUAAUACAAAGUGGGUUACAUACACACUGGUAAAUGUUUCGAAUUAGCAGAGCUCAUUUACUAACAUAGUUGGUAAAUUACACUAGUAAAGUUACCUGUAGCAACUGAUCAGCAAUGUGCUUAGGUUAGUUGGAAGGCAAGAGCAGAGAUUUUGUUGUUGUUUUAAGGAGGUGUCUGGUCAUAUUUCACUAGUGAAUAGUUACAUUCUGCUUUGUUUUAUGGUAGAGCAUAUAAUCUAGAGACACUAGUUCUGCUAGCGCACUUUAUGGUUCUGUGACUUACCAUGCUCCGUGAUGUAUUGAGCAACAAAAAAAAAACUGGUGGUGUGAGUGGCCAGAUGGCUGAUAUCAUCAUUUGGCUUAUUGCUUUAGCUAUCAAAAUGAAUAUAUGUAAAUAUUCAUUGGUCAGUGUAUUCGUUAAAAUGUUAUCUCCACAAAGCCAGAUACGACAAAUAGCUCAACCAUUUAGAUUGUGGUGUUUUUUUUUUUUUUCAUUUAAAAAAAAUUCACUCUGCAGCGUAAUUACGCAAAUAAUGAAUUUAUAUACAUUUGAAUGAAUUGGCCGAGCACUGCAUUUCUGAUGGGACAUAAAAUGCCACAAUACAGGACAAUGCAAUGCAUGCACAGUAUUGACUGUAAUGCAGACUCAAUGGUAACUACCAGAUGUGAUUGAAUUGUGCUGCGGUUUUAUUAUGGCACAAGCAAUUCUCUAUGUAACUAUGUCAUUAUGUUAUGCUUGGUACUUUGUCAUUAGUGGUGGCCGCUUAUUAGGUAAAGGCUAGGAUAACUUGAGAGCAUUGUGUAUAUGAAACUUUCAGUUGCAACCAAUGAAGAAGUUGGGUUGAAAAAUAUGUUCUGUUUCUUAGUAUUCUGUUUUGUAAAAACAGGGCACUGUGAAAAAUAUAAAGACAGAAAGUGCCUUAGAAGAGACGGGUUAAACGAGCAAAAACGUAUAAUGUUUGGUCACAGCAGUAACAGACUAAACAGCACAACAAUAUGUGUCAGAAUGGAAAACAAUUUUGUUUGUGUACAAGCGUCAGUGUACAGCUGCCUCAUUCUUAAGUGUGUGUGAGUGCGUCAGUAUGUUCUUUAGUUGUUUUUAAUUGUGAAACCUUAUUUUUGGAAAUCCGUGUAUUGCAUUUUUAUGUAAUGUUAACAACAUAUCUGUUGAUUUACUCAUAAGGGCUCAUUUACAAGCUCAAGUCAAGUGGGCACAUUUGGACAUGAAUCGCCGGGUGUUUUAGCCGCAUUGCAUUUUUUUCCCAUAGUACCAUUAUCAUUACCUCUGAGUUGUGAAAGACAAUUACACAAGUUUGCCAUGAUUUGUAGCAUUUGUGUGUGGCAGUAGACCCAGUAUAGCCUUGCAUUAAGUUUCACACUGUGUGUAGUUUAUCCAAACAGAUCGGCUGGGCAUAUUGACACACUGCACCAAAACAAACACAAGUGCAAGGAGCAGUUUGUCAGAAAGUACCUUUGAAUACCGUCACUUUGCACAGUGACUGUGCCAUGUUUGCAGUUGCACCAGUAAAUGAGCACUAUAAUGGCAUAUGUGUGAUACUAAGGCAAUAAUAGUUUGUUUGUUUUUUGAAUUGUGAGGUAUUACAACUCCUGCUGUCUUCAAGAUGCAAUACUUCUGUUAAUGUGAAUCCCCCCUCCCCCUCCAGUCCUGUGCCGAGUGGAGAAAUAGUUCCAUCUGAAAAAAUUGGCAUGGAAAAGGACCAGUAAUCCCUAAAGAUGCAAUUGUGAGAUCUGGCAGUAGAGCAAGAGACUGGAUGGGAAUAUUCUGUAAUAUUGCAGUACUUUAUCUGGUACUGUUUUUAUGUACUGGAUGAAUUUUAUUUGCUUUAUUAUGUUAUCAUUUUGCAAAAUUCAGCCAUUAAUUAGUUCAAUUAUACAAACUUCUGUAUUAUGUGAUAUUAUUGUUUGCAUAUAUUUUUUUUUAUUAAAUUCUGCCAUUUUCUGCAAAAAAAACUGCAUUAUUUUUUAUGGUGAAAUAAUGGCAUCAAACAAAACAGUGCAUGUGAUCACAUUAUUUUUACAUUUAAGGAUUAUUUAUUUAUGUAAUGCAGAGGUUUUUCUUCAUUUAUUGUCUAUGACAAAGCUGAGCAGCUUUCUCCACAUAGUGGGCCUAAUAUCCAAUAUAUCUGAUGUUUGGAAAUCAAAUUAUAUGAAUUAUCAUUUAUCAAAACUGUUAUUAUCCUCCAUGACAAUUUCUGAAAUCAGUAUACAGAAUCCAAUAAUAUACACUCAUAUUACUCUACCUCAGAGCUUGUGUAAUCCAUUAAAACAAUGGAAUUUA
Xenopus laevis (African clawed frog) is the source of this 3497-nucleotide messenger RNA. RefSeq names its product RBPJ interacting and tubulin associated 1 L homeolog (gene rita1.L). The coding region runs from base 164 to 883 and encodes 239 amino acids. NCBI's taxonomy places the organism in Eukaryota, Metazoa, Chordata, Amphibia, Anura, Pipidae. Gene Ontology annotation, biological process: Notch signaling pathway; negative regulation of Notch signaling pathway; nuclear export. Gene Ontology annotation, molecular function: tubulin binding. The record is from RefSeq and is a predicted model, not a curated record. The transcript is spliced from 3 exons. Gene Ontology annotation, cellular component: nucleus; cytoplasm.